AUGCCGUACCGUAUCGAGGCCUCUCCGAACAACCGUGCUGGUUGUUCGAACAAGGAAUGCAAGGAUCAGAAGAUCAAGAUCACCAAGGGUGAAAUCCGAGUCGGAACCUGGGUCGAAACCGAGAACUACCAAAGCUGGAACUGGCGCCACUGGGGUUGUACUACUCCACUUGUUCUCUCUCACAUCGUCAAAGAUGUCUUCGAGAAGGACAAGGUGACUGGCGAUGAGAAAUUCGACCUCAUCGAUGGCUGGGAGGACCUGCCUGAGGUGUACCAGGAGACUAUCCGCAACGCUCUGACUCAGGGACAUGUCGCCGAUGAUGCCUGGAAGGGUGACCCUGAAUGCAACCGACCUGGUAUGCGUGGCUUCCGUCGCGCCGGAAAGAAGAAGGCCGCCCCCAAGGAAGCUGAUGAGCCUAAGAAUGAUGGCGCCGCCAAUGUUGAGGAUAUCAAGCCUGCCAAGGAAGUGAAGAAGGCUUCCAGCGCCAAGAACAAGAAGCCGGCCAAUGAUGAGAAGGCGGAUAACGACAAGGCCGGUGAGGAUGAGAAGCCCGCCAAGGCCAAGAGAAGCACUCGUGCCAAGAAGACCACGACCAACGAGUCCGCUGAGGAUGAGACUACUGAGUCUGCUGCAAAGGCCAACGCCAAGGCCAAGCGAACUCCUCGUGCUAAGGCUGCUCCCAAGGAGGAUGCUGAUGCCGAGACUCAGCCUGCUAAGCGUCGCGGUCGUCCCGCCAAGUCUGCCGAUGCCGCUGAGGGAUCGACCAAGCCUGCUGCAAAGGGAACCAAGCGCAAGGCUCCCGUUGAUGAUGAUCAGGAUGAGACUGCUGAGAAGCCCAAGCGUGGCCGCAAGAAGGCUGCGGUGGUCGAGAAGGAGACCGAGGAGCAGGAAGCUGCCCCUGAGAAGCCCAAGCGCGGUCGCAAGAAGGCUGUCCCCGAGAAGGAGACUGAAGAUCAAGAGGCUGUCCCCGAGAAGCCCAAGCGUGGCCGCAAGCGCGCUGCCCCCGAGACCGAGGAGCAGGAAGCUGUUGCUGAGAAGCCUAAGCGCGGCCGCAAGAAGGCCACCAAGGAGUAG
This is a messenger RNA of Penicillium cataractarum, 1074 nucleotides long. RefSeq names its product PARP-type zinc finger-containing protein. Gene Ontology annotation, molecular function: DNA binding; zinc ion binding. The record is from RefSeq and is a predicted model, not a curated record. Bases 1 to 1074 code for a protein of 357 amino acids. Lineage: Eukaryota; Fungi; Ascomycota; Eurotiomycetes; Eurotiales; Aspergillaceae. The transcript has 5 exons.